This is a messenger RNA of Xiphophorus hellerii (green swordtail), 2781 nucleotides long. RefSeq names its product von Willebrand factor A domain-containing protein 5B2-like. Lineage: Eukaryota; Metazoa; Chordata; Actinopteri; Cyprinodontiformes; Poeciliidae. The record is from RefSeq and is a predicted model, not a curated record.
UUUAACCCGGAGUACACUCAGGAGCAGUACGUUCUCACUCACUGCUCCCUGAGCAGCGAGCGAAGUCUUCAGACACAGUCCAUACACAUUCAUGCCUCAAGCUCUGACUCUGCAGGUGGGGGCUUUCUUUCUGAUACCCAUUCCUCUGGUCCAGUAUUGGAAACAGGGUCUUUACCACAAGGCCUUGAGAGGAUGGCUCCUCCAGAGCCAUCAUCCUUAUCUCGCUGGGCGGACCCAGCAUGGCAACAAAACCUUUCAGCGGACACUCCUGACAAUGUUGCUAAAAAAAAUGGGCAUCUGGAUGGAGGCGACGAGUCUCGAAGACAGAAAGCAUUAGCUCGUUCUACAAUGGCAGCAAGGAGUUUUUCAUCACCACAGGGUGAACUGGAAAUGCAUCGCCUCCGGAGAGCUCUUGAGAGGGUCUCCUUUGACCAGACUCUUGGAGGACGAUUGGAUGAAAGUGAGGGAGAAACAAGGCCUUCAUCAAGAGGGACAGUUUCCCACAGAAGCCUGUCUGACUCCAACGGACUCCUGUUUCCUGCUUCGCCCCUGGACUGGGACAGCCUCACUGACCCAGAGUAUCUAUUUACUGCUGCUCAGCCUGAAGAUCCUCCCUCAGGUCAGUGUCGCUCCAUCAUUCAUGGUCUGCUGAGUGGCAAACCUGUGUCCUGGGAGGUUACUGUGGACAUGGGACAUCUCUGGCCACCGGAAGACCAGGACACCACUGGAGUCAAUGAAUGUAGAAUUGGGGACGAUGUAGGAAAGCCAUGGGAGGAGAUCAUUCACCACCUGACGGCUCGCUCAGUAAUAAGGGACUUUGAAAAGCUGGCAGAAAAAGAGAGUGAAACUGGACAUGGGUCAGGUAAACGGUAUCGCAUGAAGGCUAUUCAGACAAGCAAGCACUGUAACAUCAUAUGCAUGUACACAGCCUUCACCAUUACCAAUGGCAGCACAAGCAAAGGCUUGACUGAGAGCACAGACGUCCGAAACACAGGAAUUCAUAUGGGGAACAGGCAAACUUCUCAGCCUGGAGGUCGCAGGCAGGGGGUUUAUUCUGCCGGUCUGGGAAGACGGCGGAUCAGCGGCGAAAGUGAAGAGGCUGAAGACACCUGGAACUUUACAGACGCAGGUGGAUUCUGUUCCAUGGCUACUGUAACAACAGGGAUGUCGUGCAAUCGUUCACAGCGCUCUAUAGAGAGCAAGUCAAUGGAGAGCUUCUUUAGUACCAGGUUCCAGCUGGGUCGACUCAGGUCCUCUAUUUCAUCCGGAAAACAGGUUCCCCUCAAAUCUCACUGUCUAUCAGCAGAGACCGACAAACAGCCAGAGAGUGAAACUCCAGACUACCAGCCCCUGGUGCAUUUACAACUUGCAUCAGGGGCUUUUCUCCUGACGGUGAUGUACUCAGAGUGUGUCCAAAUCCCCCUGGACCGCCUUAAGAGAGCAUCACCUUACAGCCUUCACCGACGUAGCCUCAGCCCAGCUUUUCGCUGCACUUCUCCCAGCGCUCCCUCUUUGUCCACCUCUGCCAAGCCCCCAGGUGCUCCCACGAUUCACCAUGUCACCUUUUCUCCUUCCUCGUGCUCUCUGGCCAAACCGGGUGCUCCUCCCUUCCACCACACUCCAGUGGACAACCCUUUGAUUUUGGAGUCGAGGCUUCUGCGAAAACAUUUGUCGGACCGAGACCCUGUCACCUCUCCCCCUGAUCUCCCGAGCUCUGAGGAGGGAUCCUUGGAGCUGUCUACUGGUCCCUCUCACAGUCAAAGCCUUGGACAAGCAGACAGCGGCCGUGGUUCAGAGACUGAUAUAUACGAGGGGACUUCAGCAGAGCUAGCAGACCUCCUGGGUAGCAGCCAGUUGGCUCAGGAAGAUCUAGAAGGUUCCACCUGGGCCACCGCUGUAGCUCUGGCGUGGCUGGAGCACCGGUGUGCUGGCUACUUCAUGGAGUGGGAGCUGGUGGCAGCAAAAGCAGAUUUCUGGUUGCGCUGUCAGAAACUGCCAGAGGGAGUGGACCUUGCAGGGCUAAGAGGAGCAGCCAGACAGCUGUUUCUGCUGCUGCGCCACUGGGAUGAAAACAUCAAGUUCAACAUGCUGUGUUAUAACCCCAAUAAUAUGUGAGACAGUCAGUUCAGAGGUACAAAAACAGAUCCACAGUCAUGUGGAAAAAUUAGGACACCCCAACUAUUUUUUAAAUAUUUUGGUUGAUUUGUAAUUAGCAAGAAUUUUUGAUAAAAAUGUGUUUGUUUGUAAAAUUUGUUUAUAAGUAAACAAAAAUGAAAAUUGUUUUCCUUAUUAAAGAAAGGAAAUAAAUGAGCAAAAAGUUAGAACACUCCACCCACUAGAAGCUAGUUUUUGCCCCUUUGACUGAAAUGACUUCAGUUACUGCUUGUAUCCACCUGCCAGUCUCUGACAUUGCUCUGAGGAAAGUUUGUCCCACUCCUCACAUUCAGCUGAGAGAUGUUUGAGGGGUUUUAAGUCACUCCACAAUGUCUCACAAAAAUCUGAUCUGGGCUUUGACUUUCCAUUUCUUAAUGGUCUUUGGUGAAUUCACUGUUAAUUUGGGGAGCACUGUCAUUAUGGAAGGACCGGUUCUGCUUCGUCUUUAGUUGAGUAAAACUUGUGCAGUCUCAAAUUUGUGUUCACUCUCACUUCAACAGACAAGAUCACACCAGAUAUAAAUGACUGAGGUUUAAACUGGGCAAAUCGCCUUGAAAAUGUUGGCUAACAAUGUUCCAGUCAUUUGCACUUGAUAAAAAGUAAUAAAUGUGAGACAGUCCUAAUUCA